This is a messenger RNA of Catharus ustulatus (Swainson's thrush), 4129 nucleotides long. It is a transcript of the gene TRAPPC3L, whose product is annotated as trafficking protein particle complex subunit 3L. Gene Ontology annotation, cellular component: cis-Golgi network membrane; TRAPP complex; cytosol. Lineage: Eukaryota; Metazoa; Chordata; Aves; Passeriformes; Turdidae. The transcript is spliced from 5 exons. The record is from RefSeq and is a predicted model, not a curated record. Bases 42 to 587 code for a protein of 181 amino acids. Gene Ontology annotation, biological process: intra-Golgi vesicle-mediated transport; endoplasmic reticulum to Golgi vesicle-mediated transport.
AUAAACUGACAAUCAAAUACAUCAGGAGUUACACAAGCAACAUGUCUCGGUCACCAGGAAGAAAGCAGGAGAACCACAAAAUAAGCAGAGAACUUUUUGUACUCACAUAUGGGGCUUUGGUAGCCCAGCUGUGCAAGGACUAUGAAAAAGAUGAAGAUGUCAAUGCCUGUUUGGAUAGAAUGGGAUACAGCAUUGGCAUAAGGCUGAUUGAUGACUUUUUGGCUCGUUCAGCUGUGAAAAAGUGCCGCAGUUAUUCUGAAACUGCAGACAUGAUUGCACAGGUUGCUUUCAAGAUGUACCUUGGGGUGACCCCUAGCGUAAGCUGCAGUAGUGCCACAGGGAAUGAAUUCUCCCUAAUCCUGGAUAAAAACCCACUAGUGGACUUUGUGGAGGAGCUGCCAGCAGAACGAGCAUCACUUUGCUAUUGUAACCUCCUCUGUGGGGUGAUUCGAGGUGCCUUGGAAAUGGUUCACUUAGCAGCAGAAGUUUCCUUCCUUCAGGACAGGCUGAAGGGCGAUGCUGUGACAGAAAUAGGAAUUACAUUUUUAAGAAAGCCUGAAGACAGAAAGCACAGAAGGAAUAAAUGAAGGAAAUACUGGGAGAAAUCCUUGCUGAGGGAUAUUUUGUGCCUUUUGUUUCAGAAGAAGACAGGGUAAAAAUGGCUUUGCUGAGUCAGCUGCAUCAGUCAUCUGGUCAAACCGUGAAGAGAGCUGGGCAGUAAAGAGGAGGGGCAGGGCAGAGGAAAACAGUGUUAAUUGUCAUGACACAGAUAUCAGUAAAAAUGAUCUAAAUGAUCUGCCCUUCCUUUUUACAUACCCAGGCUCUUGAGCUUAAUGGAAGUUUUAUCUCAAUAUUUAGUGUGUAUAAUAUUCAUCUGUAUACCAACUGUUUUCAGGUAUGUUGUGUGACCUUUGAAGUGUUGUUUGUCAGCAAUGUUUCAAAGCAUGGCUGCUAAAGUUGCUUUAUUUCCCUGGCUGUGUGUGGUUAUCCAUAAAGAAUUCAUCUUCUGCAGUUGCUGUAUGCAGUGUCUCACUCACAAGUGCAUGUUUUGAUGUGUAAUGCUUUGCUAUUCAUCGUCCUCUGGACAUCCUGGACAUCCUGCUGUCUUUGAAACCAGAGAGGGAUGGGUCUUCACUGAUGUCUGGAGCUGGUGUUCUUUCCAGCUCUCCAGGCCCCACAUACAGUUUUGCUGGCACUCCUGUUCAGUCCUGUGCACACACCAGGCUACAGCACUCUGACAACUGCAGUGAUGUUGUGGCUCUCCAAGCUGUGGGCAUUUUCAAACCAGUCUUCUCUCCUGAGCACUGAUCUUGUGACCAAACUGAGCAAAGCAUGAUGUAUUUAAUGUGCAGCCAUUGUGAAUCUGUAUACCUGCUUAAGGAAACUUGAAUAAAAAUUCUGAGAUUGCCACACAACUGGUUUGUGAUUGUGUUUUCUGCUCUUACCUGGCCUUUACCACCUGUUGAACAUCUUCCUCUUGGCAGUGGACUUGUUACCACAGUAUGACUGGGAAGCAGAGAAGGAGCAGCCUCAGAGAAACCCAGAUGAUAGGAAAUGUUUAAAGUUGUUUGGUGUAAUGCAAGAUGUCUGGAUAAGGGUUGGAUGAAACCCCAGGUCCUAGCACAUCACCAUACCCUAAAAAUCCAGCUUACGCUCUUCUCACCAAAAUGCUUGUUUUAAACUGAAAUACCAAUGACUAAGUUCAGUGUAGCCCCGAGUUAACUCUGAUUUUAUCACUGUGUUUUGUACCUUCUUCUCCUAUUUUUUCCUCAGUCUGUUUACAUCUUCAUCGUGCUAAGUGGGGACAUCUCUUACCUUGGGCUCACUCUCACCAGACCCGUACAGUCCUCAUGAUAAUGUCUCUGCCUUUGUUUGUCUUAAUAGUGUGGUACAAUGGAGCUUUAAGUGAGCAAUUUUGUAGGGAACAAAAACUAAACUAUUUGUUACCCAUCCUUGGUCUCAGUCCAACUGCUGCUACCUGCUACCAGUAAGAAGUGGCAAUGUGUAUGUGUAACAAAUGUUAUAACCAGCAACAAGUUUGCCUGCCUUUUUUUUCCUUAAUUAUUAUUACUUUUUUCUAAAAAAUUAGAGCUGGGAGGUGUUAUGGAAUUUGUCUGAUUUCACUGCCUGUGCAAGAGCCCUCAGUGGGGUUUUUGCUGGUUAUGGCCAGCUGGUUGAGAUGGGCAUGUGGCUGUUUAUUGGCAAUGGACAUUUUUACUUUUUCCAGCGACACAAACCAAAUAUUCUCUUUUGAGACUGAAUAACCUUGAAAGUGAAUAAACUAUACUGUCCUUGUUUUCUUACAGAAUUACAGAACCACGAGGGUUGGAAGGGACCUCUGAAGGCCAUCUAGUCCAACCCCCACCUCCCGACAAAGCAGUGUCAUGUGGGAGAAUGGUUUGUAAGGAUAGUGCUGAAGGCAAUCUCCCCCAGUGAAUUAUGGCUGUACUAAUUAUCAAAGAGUGAAAACCACCUUACCAGCCAAUAAGAAUGGGUAUUAUAAAAAAGUUGGUUAGCUAGUUAAGAGAUUUUUACUGGGGCUGCAGUUGGAGCUGGAGUGUGCUGCAGUUGGAAUCUGCUGGCCAUGCUGUGAAGAGGAAGGGUCAUGUGGUUGUGCAAGGGACAGACAAGGUAAGAUUUGGUGAGAGGGACAGGCAGGGUUAGGCAGUUGUGUAAGGGACAGGAUGGAGUUAGCUGCUCAUACGGAAGGAAGAAGGAGGAAGAAGGAAGAGAGAAAGAGAAGGAGUCAAUGUUGCAUGGAACUACCUGUGAGAAGUCUAUAGAGAGAAGACAUGAGCUUUUAAGAUAAUAAGGCACUGAUGCUGGUGUCAGCUGUGCCUCCACCUAGAGCAGGUGACACAGGAACACAUCCAGGUGGGUCUGGAUUGUCUCUGGAGAGGGAGACUCCAUGACCUCCCUGGGCAGCCUGUGCCAGUGCUCUGCUACCUUCAAUGUAAAGAAGCUCUUCUCAUGUUGAGGUGAAACUUUUUGCGCUUUAGAUUGUGGUAAUUGCUCCUCCUGUUGCUGGGCACCACUGAAAAGUCUGGCACCCUCCUAUUGCCACCCACCUUUGAGAGCUAUUAAUGACAUCUUCUCUCAAUCCUCUCUUCUGGACUAAACAGACCCAGCUCCUGCAGUCUUUCCUCAUGAGGGAUGUUCCAGACCCAAAUCACCUUUGUGGCCCUUCUGCUGGGCCCUCUCCAGUAGCUCCUUGUCUUUCUUGUGCUGGGGAGCCCAGAACUGGACACAGCACUUCAGAUGUGACCUCGCCUGGGCUGAGUAGAGGGGGAGGAUCACUUCCCUUGACUUGCUGGCCACACUCUUCCCAGUGCACCACAGGACACAGUAGUCCUCUUGGCUACAAGAGCACUGCGGGCUCAUAGUCAGCUUGUCAUCCACCGAGACACCCAGGUCCUUUUCUACAGGGAUGCUCUCUAAGAGGUUAGCCCCCAGCCUGCACUGUUACUCUAUAUCAUCGAGUUCCUUGGAAGGAAAAGAGCACUGAGCAAGUCAGUGACUCUGAUGAGUAUUUUUAAAAAAUUCUUUUCUACAUGCAGGACUAAAUCUUGUUUUGCCUUCAUGUGUUAUAUUUUUAGUUUAUAGUGAGAAAGAAGCUUCCAAGGUUAUUAUAUUAAGCUAGUUAAAAUAGACUCUUCCCUUCUUCCUUGCUUGCAAAAUGAAUAACUUCUUGGGAUUCCUGUCUGUCUGAAUAAUUUCUGAGUUUAUGGUGUAGAAAGAAUUUCUGGGAGAAGUAAAUGGACAGCCCAGACCAAACAAUCUGACUUGCAUAUCAAAAAUGCUCUCUUAAACAACAGCUUUUCAGAAGAAAAGUGAACUUUAUUAUUCUUUGCGUAAAGCUUGUAUCUUUAUUUCUUAUAAUAUGAUAAGAAUAUUACUACUUUGAUUAGAAUAUUACUACUUGCUAAUAUGGACUGCAGGUUUUUAAUGUCCUUAAAUGUAUGAAUGUGCUUUUAAUGUUUGUUAAUAUAUAAGCUUCACCUACAUUGUCAUGUUAUGCAUGAGGCUAACCCCUCAAGCUAAAUUUUUUAAUCUACAGCUUGCUCUAAGCUUCACUGAAAGUUUCGUUGUAAAGAGAGAGCUAAUAAACUAAGCUGAAUUUCUGAUCAAA